AAUGCGUAUAUGUCAUUGUUGUGACAGUUGCGCUUGUGUGAAGUAAUUAAAUAUGUAAGCUUAUCAAUAAUAAGAUUUUGUCUUAAAUGGACAGUGAUAUUAUUUGUCAAAAUUAGUAUAGUUUUUCUAUGAAAACAAAUUCCAAUUGAUUUUCUACUAGGAAAUUACAAUUUCAACUAGUUGAAUUCACAUUUUAUAUAUAUAUGUCUUUUAUUAAUUUUCUACUGUGCCGGGGAUAUACAAAAAAGUGAAUGUUAUCUAUUACAAAAAGAAAAUGAUUCUCCGUUGCUGUAUUUCAAUUUUAAUUAAUAUUAUUUUCCUUGUCGAUUAUUCGUCGGCAAACUAUGAUCAUCAUUCUAAAAAAUUUGAACCAAAUUGGGAUAGUUUGGAUAAACGACCCUUGCCUACUUGGUAUGAAGAUGCUAAAUUUGGUAUUUUCAUUCAUUGGGGAGUUUUUAGUGUUCCCAGUUUUGGAUCUGAAUGGUUUUGGUACAAUUGGAAAGCUGGAAAUCCAAUUUACACCGAUUUUAUGAAGAAGCGUUAUCAUCCAAAUUUUGCCUAUCAAGAUUUUGCUAAAGAUUUUACUGCUGAAUUUUUUAAUGCCACACAAUGGAGUGAAAUUUUUCAAGCAUCUGGAGCAAAAUAUGUAAUUUUAACGAGUAAACAUCAUGAAGGCUAUACAUUGUGGCCUUCAAAAUAUUCUUUCAGUUGGAAUGCUAAGGACGUUGGUCCACAACGAGAUCUAAUAAGUGAAUUGGCAAAAGCGAUUCGUAGUAAGACAAAUUUAACAUUUGGUCUUUAUCAUUCUCUCUAUGAAUGGUUUAAUCCUUUAUAUCUUGAAGAUAAAAAAAAUAAAUUCACAACUAAUAGUUUUGUUACACAAAAAAUAAUUCCUGAAUUAAAUGAACUUGUUGAUUUAUAUAAGCCGGAAGUAAUUUGGUCGGAUGGUGAUUGGGAGGCACCGGAUACUUAUUGGGAGUCAAAGGAAUUUUUAAGUUGGCUUUAUAAUUAUAGUCCAGUUAAGGAAACUGUUGUUGUUAAUGAUAGAUGGGGAAGAGAUAUUCCCUGUCAUCAUGGAGAUUUUUAUACAUGCACUGAUCGUUACGAUCCUGGAGUUUUGCAAGUUCAUAAAUGGGAAAAUUGUAUGACAAUUGAUCGAAAAUCAUGGGGAUUUCGAAGAAAUGCUGAUUUAAAAGAUUACAUGUCUGUUAAGGAAUUAAUACGAGAAUUGGUCAUUACUGUCAGUUGUAAUGGAAAUUUAUUGAUGAAUGUUGGUCCAACAAAAGAGGGAAUAAUUUCACCUAUUUUUGAGGAAAGACUUCGUGAAAUGGGACAUUGGUUAUCAAUAAAUGGAGAAGCAAUUUAUAAAACGAAACCAUGGGAUGUUCAAAAUGAUACUUUGUCUGGUGAUGUUUGGUAUACACAAAAUAAAGAUGGUACAAAAUUAUAUGCAAUACUUCUUUCAUGGCCAAAAAAUAAUAAUUUGGGAUUAUCGGCAAUUAAUAUUCCGGCAUUAACUCCGAUAAAUCUUCUUGGUUAUCCAUACGAACUUACGUGGGAACAGCGCUCAAAUUAUCUUCUCAUUGAUUUGCCAGUAGAAGCCCACAAAGGUUAUCCUGCUUGGGUUGUAGUGAUAAACAAAUAUUUGUAAUUAUUACCAGAUUUUACAAUUUUACACCUUGUUAUAAAAUUGAUUUGCUGUACUUUUUGAUAAAUGUGCUUACAAAUCGUGAA
Leptopilina boulardi is the source of this 1734-nucleotide messenger RNA. It is a transcript of the gene Fuca, whose product is annotated as alpha-L-fucosidase-like. The coding region runs from base 275 to 1651 and encodes 458 amino acids. The record is from RefSeq and is a predicted model, not a curated record. Gene Ontology annotation, biological process: glycoside catabolic process; fucose metabolic process. Lineage: Eukaryota; Metazoa; Arthropoda; Insecta; Hymenoptera; Figitidae. Gene Ontology annotation, molecular function: alpha-L-fucosidase activity. The transcript has 7 exons. Gene Ontology annotation, cellular component: lysosome.